AUGAACGACACAUAUGAGGGCUCUAAUACCACUAGUAGUUUUGUGGAUUCAACAAGUUACGAAGUAAAGCUGGUAUUUGUUGUAAUUUUUGGAAUCUACUUAAUAAUCUAUCCUUUUUACGUAUAUGCCUACAAAAUCAACAGAGAUCGGGAUAAAAAGAUGUUGUUAUUCCCGACUGUACAGCAUUUUUACAAAAUGGUCAAAGCUGAGUAUAUUUUGUUAUUUUCUAUAGUAAUCUACCAUAUAUUGUUAGUUGCGUUUCCUGGAGGCACAGUUGUUCUAUUUCCCUUAUUUUUUCUAGUUUAUGGUCUAGCGUGUGCCCUCUAUGAUUUGAUCAAAGCAUUUCAUCUGAUAACAUUUCUUCUAUCUUUUCAACGAUGUCUUGUAUUCUUUUUCCCUAAUCUAGGAAAGCUUGUUGCAGUUUUCCAGAAGCAAUUUUUUAAAUAUAUUCGUUUAUUUUAUCUAAUAUGUUUUGGGACUGAAUUGAUAAUGUAUUUCUAUAGUCCUACGAUUUGGUCUAAAUCAAGAUGGACAACGUUUGAAUUGUACUCCGUUGCUAGCGCAAUUGUUCUCUAUAUCAUGCAAUUGUUGUCUACACUAUUUUACAUUCCAAUACUAAGAAGCGCUCGAAGAAAUCCGUAUGUAACCUCUGGCCAUUACUAUUCGCUGCAGAAGUAUAUCUAUUGGCAGACACUGACUUCGCUAAUUCUUGAAUCUUUUACGAUUAUAAUGUGCAUUCUCAUCUAUUUAUCUGGCCUAUCCUUCAGUGAAAUUAUGCUUGCUAUUGUGCUAGCGAAUAUUAUCAUAACUCCGUUAACUAUUCAAGUAUCUUAUCUGGGAAGUAAAAAGUGGAUUGUAUACCCGUCGGGGAAUUUGAGCUUGAAGAACUUUAUCAAUGUAGUCUUCUCGAUCAAGUGUUCUUCAACUGUCAGCCCAUAA
Messenger RNA from Caenorhabditis elegans, 939 nucleotides. It is a transcript of the gene srz-82, whose product is annotated as Serpentine Receptor, class Z. NCBI's taxonomy places the organism in Eukaryota, Metazoa, Nematoda, Chromadorea, Rhabditida, Rhabditidae. The coding region runs from base 1 to 939 and encodes 312 amino acids. The record is from RefSeq and is marked reviewed. The transcript is spliced from 5 exons.